Molecule: messenger RNA, 1188 nt
Organism: Paramormyrops kingsleyae
Lineage: Eukaryota; Metazoa; Chordata; Actinopteri; Osteoglossiformes; Mormyridae
Gene: rab5if
Product: RAB5 interacting factor
Biological process (GO): mitochondrial respirasome assembly
Source: RefSeq, a predicted model, not a curated record
CGUCGUGCUUUCUGAUUGGCUGCGAGAUACGAGGUCAAUCUCCACGGUACAUGCGCCGAAAGCUGGCGUGUGGCAUAUGUGGAGUCAGCAGUGUUCGCCAGAAUUAGCGAAAGGCUGCGAUACGUUCAGGGUAUCCGGUGUGUGUGAGAGUCAGCGAAGGGCAAGAGGCACCGAGGCCGAGCGGUUUGCAGCUUUCCCGCACAAACGUCGUUUAACCACUUGAAAAGAGUAAGAAGAAGGAGGAGCGCAUUAGUCCAGAACCUCGGACUCGAGAGUCGUCGCGGAGAAUGAAGAGCAGUUCAAAGAGGAAAGAAGAAGUGAAUCUCGCAAACGGCGGCGUGAAGCAGUCGACAUGGAGCAAAGCGUUAAGCAGCAACGCCGUAUGGGAAGAGAAGGAUGAAUUUUUAGACGUGAUCUACUGGUUUCGGCAAAUCAUCGCUGUUAUUUUAGGCGUAAUCUGGGGAAUUGUGCCUCUCAAAGGAUUUCUAGGGAUUGCCAUAUUCUGCAUCAUCAACGCUGGCCUCCUCUACAUCUACUUCAGCAGCUUCCAGCAGGUGGACGAGGAGGAGUAUGGGGGCACCUGGGAGCUCACUAAGGAGGGCUUCAUGACUUCCUUUGCCCUUUUCCUGGUCGUUUGGAUCAUAUUUUACACGGCACUGCACUACGACUGAAGACGCGUAUUGGAGGCAGGGCGGGACAUCCUUAUUGGUCUGAGAUGCCAGGAUUAUGAUGUCGAAGUACAAAGUCUUUCCCUGCUUCUUUCUUAUUGUUACCAACCAAACAGUCUGGAAGGGAGAGCAUUAUGGGUACUUGACGAUAAGUAACCUCAGGCAGAGGUUGUCCUGUAGAUCGUCGGAACUAAAACUACACCCUCUGAUCCUUCCCAGGUGGGCAUGGGUUUUGACUUUUUGUCUUUUAGAUUGCAUUAAAACAGGAACACGUUUUAAUUACAUGUUUUUUGAUGAUGGGAGGUUAGAGACACUUAGCUUGGAGAUGCCUGCACAGAUUAAUUUAAGUGAGUGUAUAAAUUAGCUGUACAACUUUGAAUUUUUAUCAAAUCCAGAAUGUAUUACACAGCUGUUUCCUGUUCUCAUUUGACCAAGUAUAUUUUUCAGUAUUUUAUGUUUGACUAAUUGUCUUCAUAAACCAUUUGGAGAGUUGUAAUAUAAUAAACUGACCUGAAAAUAU